Arachis stenosperma is the source of this 1192-nucleotide messenger RNA. RefSeq lists its product as uncharacterized. The coding region runs from base 1 to 927 and encodes 308 amino acids. The record is from RefSeq and is a predicted model, not a curated record. The transcript is spliced from 5 exons. NCBI's taxonomy places the organism in Eukaryota, Viridiplantae, Streptophyta, Magnoliopsida, Fabales, Fabaceae.
AUGGCCCUGGCCCCCAAAACCAAGCAGCCGCAGCUGCUGCCCUCUCUACUCCAAACACACACACACCCAACCACCAGAAGAAGGAAAGAACGAAAUAGAAAGGGAAGUGGGGUGAGGGGACACACGGAGAAGGAAGAGAGGAGGGAGGAGCGUCACCGGCGCGUUGGGCUUCACCACCGCCGUCGCAUCGCCAGAUCACCACGCGUGGGGAGCCGUGUCGCCGCGCCGCCAAUCGUCCUCACCGCACCUCACAACGAGCUGCGUUCUCCAGCCACCCGUUGCAUCCUCCUUGUGCUGUUCUUCACGCCAUCGCGUUCCUUCGUCGCCGCCGCCGUUGACAGAAGAGAGAGUUUGAUCCGAGAGCGCAGUGAGGGAAGGGCGUCGCCGGAGGAGAGCCUGGCACCGCCGCCGCCACUGUUCGCCGCGCCUUCAUCUCUAGCCUGCGCCGUCGCUAGUCGCGCGAGGGGGAGACGCGCCGUGAGGGAGAUCCGUCACGUUUCUGCCGUCGCCGGUUCACACGCCGCCGCUGUGCUCCUUGCCGCAGCGCCGCUGCUGGAAGAGGAGAGCUCGCCAGUUCUGUCUCUCACUACCGUCUCCGUCGGAACUGCCGCCACGGUCGCCGGAGCUUCUGGCCGAGCCUCAACCGCCGGGAACGCCGCUGCCGCCAACGAGCUCCACUGCCGAUCGUCGCUGCUGCUUGGGACUGACGGCCGGGUUGCUGUCGGACCGGUUCGGAGACCGGUGCUGGGUCGAUUCAGUCAUUCCUUCCUUCGGUUCGAGUUGUUGAGACUGUUGCGAAAGUGGCUUGGAACCGAGGUUUUGGCUGCCGGGAUUUUGAUUUUUGAUCUCGGGUCGAGGCGGAAAGGAUUCUGUGACGCGUUUGGGAUAUGGUUUUGCGUUUUGAGGAUUUGGGCGCAGAAGUUAUGAAGAGUUUAAUUAUUUGUUAUUGAGAUGCUCUGUAUUGUUUUAGAUUAUUAUUUUUGUACCCUCGCCUUUAUCUUGAUAUAUUCUGUGAGAGGGAUAGGAAUUGUACUGGAUAAUGUUUGUAAUAUUAAUUAUAUAUAUGUAUGUAUAUAUAUAUGGAUGUACUCUUUAUGAGUUUCUGUAAGUUGUAUGGUAUGUAUAGACGUACGUUGUAUGGUGAAAGUGUUUUUGAGGAUGGUAUUGCGGUUUAAAGUUUUUAAACAGGCUC